AUGAGGGCCCUGCUCUUGGCCCUUGGCCUUGUCGCCUCCCUGCAGGCCCAGGAUGCUCUGGUCUUAGACAGCUGGACUGAGGAUGUGUCAGGAAAGUGGUAUCUGAAGGCCGUGACCACAGACCAGGACGUUCCCGGGAAGAAUCAGGAGUCGGUGACGGCCAUGACCUUCAGCGUCCUGGAGGGGGGCAACCUGGAGGCCAAAGUCACGUUGCGGGUUGACGGUCAGUGCCAGGAGACGGGCCUGGUCCUGGAGCAAACCAACGAUCCCGGUAGAUACACGGCCUAUGGGGGCAAACAUGAGGUGUUCAUCUUGCCGUUGCGGGCGCAAGACCACUUCAUCCUGUACUGCGAAGGCAAGCUGGGCGGACGGCAGAUCCGCGUGGCGAGGCUUCUGGGAAGAAACCCGGAGAACAGCCCAGAGGCCUGGGAGGAAUUCACGGAGUUCGCAAAAGCCAAAAAGUUGAACCUGGAGAUCUUCAGGCCCUUGCAGAGCGAAACUUGCUCUCCCAGAGGAAACUAG
Molecule: messenger RNA, 522 nt
Organism: Budorcas taxicolor (takin)
Lineage: Eukaryota; Metazoa; Chordata; Mammalia; Artiodactyla; Bovidae
Product: lipocalin-1-like
Exons: 6
Coding region: 1-522 (173 amino acids)
Molecular function (GO): small molecule binding
Source: RefSeq, a predicted model, not a curated record